Nestor notabilis (Kea) is the source of this 588-nucleotide messenger RNA. Its product is annotated as urea transporter 2-like. The transcript has 4 exons. The record is from RefSeq and is a predicted model, not a curated record. Gene Ontology annotation, molecular function: urea transmembrane transporter activity. Lineage: Eukaryota; Metazoa; Chordata; Aves; Psittaciformes; Psittacidae. The annotation marks the transcript as partial. Gene Ontology annotation, biological process: urea transmembrane transport. Gene Ontology annotation, cellular component: membrane.
CCAGUUGGCAUUGGUCAAGUGUAUGGUUGUGACAACCCCUGGACUGGAGGCAUCUUCCUUGUUGCUCUACUUAUCUCCUCCCCACUUAUUUGUUUACAUGCUGCAAUUGGAUCGACAGUGGGGAUGUUUGCAGCGCUGAGCAUUGCAUCACCAUUUGACAGCAUCUACCUUGGCUUACACAAUUACAACUGUGCACUCGCCUGCAUUGCAAUUGGGGGCAUGUUCUAUGCCCUGACCUGGCAGACUCAUUUGCUGUCACUUGCUUGUGCAUUAUUUUGUGCCUACUCUGGAGCAGCUCUUGCUAAUGCCCUAUCUGUGGUUGGGCUGCCACUCUGCACGUGGCCUUUUUGCUUCUCUGCACUCCUCUUUUUGCUGAUAAGCUCAGACAACCCAGCCAUCUACAAAAUCCCCCUCUGCAAAGUCACCUACCCAGAAGCCAACCGGAUCUUCUACCUGAGAAUGAAGAGAAGAGCCUCAGAGAGCAGGAGAGAAGAGCAGAAACGAAAGCAGCAGAAACCCUCCAGCGACUCGAAAAUAAACACAGGAGGAACCCCCCUGUGGACCCCCGAAACCCGCCAUGCUUACUGA